CAAUCUCAGUCACUCAUCCCUCCAUCUUGCAACGCUCUUCCUUCUAGGAAGUGAUAUCAACCACCGGCCAAGAUGUCAGAUAAAAAGAUGUCGUCGAGUCGCAGGCAACAUCUGAAGAGCUUGAUGCUCCAGAUUGCCCAGGGGUUCAUAGAGGCUGAGGCCAUCCAGGCAGAGGAGGACAAAAACAGCUACAUGGAUGAGAAUGUCCCCUCCCUCUCCGUCCCUGAAUCCAUGCAGGAACUCCAGGAUCUGUGCAAGAAGCUCCACCAGCAGAUUGAUGCAGUGGAUGAGCAGAGAUAUGACACGCAAAGCAAAGUAGCCAAGUCCGAUAAGGAGAUUGAGGAUCUGAAGAUAAAACUACAAGACCUGAAGGGCAAGUUCAGGAAGCCCGUCCUGAAGAAAGUCCGCAUGUCUGCUGAUGCUAUGCUCCAGGCUCUGCUGGGCUCCAAACACAAGGUGUCCCUGGAUCUGAGGUCCAACCUGAAGCAAGUCAAGAAGGAGGUCAAGGAGGAGGUGAAAGAUGCAGCUGACUGGCGUAAGAACAUAGAGGACAAGGCUGGCAUGGACGGUAGAAAGAAGAUGUUUGAGUCCGACUCUUAAUGAAGACCCUUUAACAAGUACCCCAAUGUCUGUAUUUGUGUUCAUAUGUCUCAUCUGAUAACAUCCUCCAUUUUAAUCUACAUUCUCCUCCUUUCAUUCCUAU
Molecule: messenger RNA, 703 nt
Organism: Oncorhynchus masou masou (cherry salmon)
Lineage: Eukaryota; Metazoa; Chordata; Actinopteri; Salmoniformes; Salmonidae
Product: troponin I, fast skeletal muscle-like
Exons: 7
Coding region: 73-600 (175 amino acids)
Biological process (GO): skeletal muscle contraction; cardiac muscle contraction
Cellular component (GO): troponin complex
Source: RefSeq, a predicted model, not a curated record